AUGUCACCAUCGGCCGUUUGCACCGGCCAUGACGCUGUCGAGAUCGUGGACAUCCACCAGAGCGACAUGGACUUCUCGCUCGUGGACGAGAUUCUCAAUCGAAUCGAUCCUCCCGCGGGGACUCCGCGCUCGUUUCCCACGCUGCUGCUGUACGAUGCCAAGGGGCUCAAGCUGUUCGAGAAGAUCACGUACCUGGACGAAUACUACCUGACCAACACGGAGAUCGAGGUGUUAACUGCCAACGCGAAGCGCAUCGUCGAACGGAUUCCGGAGAAUGCCCAGGUGGUGGAGCUUGGUAGUGGGUCUGUUGUUCUUGCACUCUGCAUCCGCAGUUUGGAUUAUGCAAACCUGCGCAAGAUCUCGAUCUUGCUCCGGGAGUGCGAGCGCACGAAGAAGUCGGUGGACUACUACGCGUUGGAUCUCUCUCUGGAUGAACUGAAGCGGACCUUUUCCGAGAUCAAUCCAGAGGGGUUCGCGUAUGUGGGACUACAUGGUCUUCAUGGCACGCCGACCGUGGUCAUGUCCAUUGGGUCCUCCAUCGGCAACUUCAGCCGCUCCACUGCCGCGGAAUUCCUCGCUGGCUUUGCGAAAUCAUUGAGUCCCUCGGACUUGAUGAUCAUCGGAUUGGACGCAUGCCAAGACCCGGAGCGGGUGUUUAAGGCGUACAAUGACUCCGAGGGCGCGUUCAAGGCCGACGAGUGGGAGAUUGUCACUGCGUACGAUGUGCCUGGCGGCCGACACCACGCAUACUACUCGCCCAAGGUGGACGUAGUGAUCAAUGACCGGGCCAUUAGUAAAGGCGAGAAGCUGCACUUUGAAGAGUCCGUCAAGUACAAUCGCAGGGAACGGGAUACUUUGUGGCGGGAGGCUGCGUUGAUUUCUCAGGCCGAGUUUGGCAAUGACGCCGACACUUACCAUCUCCAUCUGCUGUCGCCCUCCGGCCAUCCUCUUCCCACCGACCCUGCCCAAUAUGCCGCCCAUUCCGUCCCGAAGGCCACGGACUUCCAGGCUCUCUGGACCACCUGGGAUAUCGUCACCAAGACCAUGAUUCCUCGUGAGGAGCUUUGGUCCAAGCCUAUCAAGCUCCGCAACUCACUGAUUUUCUAUCUGGGCCAUAUUCCGACCUUUUACAAGCCGACGGAACCCAGCUCGUAUCGCCGGAUUUUUGAACGUGGCAUUGACCCCGAUGUGGAUGACCCCAACCAGUGUCAUGCCCACAGUGAGACGCCAGACGAGUGGCCGCCGCUAGACGAGAUCUUAGACUACCAGGAACGCGUCCGCAGCCGCGUCCGGAGACUGAUCAAUCGGGGACCCAUCACAGACCGGGCUCUUGCCGAAGCGCUCUGGAUUAGUCUCGAGCAUGAAGCGAUGCACCUAGAGACCUUCCUGUACAUGCUACUCCAGAGCGACAAAGUGCUGCCUCCGGUGGGUGUGGAACGGCCUGACUUCGCGCACCUAGCCCAGCAAGCAAAGACCAACGCAAAACCCAAUGGGUGGUUCACUAUUCCGGAGCAACAACUGGCUAUUGGCCUGGACGACUCGAACGAGAACGUACUGCCCCGGAGCUCUUUCGGCUGGGAUAAUGAAAAGCCCCAGAGGACAGUGGCGGUGCACUCUUUCGAGGCUCAAGCCCGUCCGGUCACCAACGGCGAAUAUGCAAAGUACUUGCAGACUAGCCAGAUUCAAACACGGCCAGCCUCCUGGACUCAAAUUUCUCAGAAUGGUGGCCUCUCACAGAACGGCAACGGUUCAGCCACGGACGAAUUUUUGGAUAAAUAUGCCAUUCGGACCGUGUUUGGGCCCGUCCCUCUGAAGCUUGCCGAGGAUUGGCCGUUGAUGGCUUCCUAUGAUGAGCUGGCCGGCUAUGCCGAAUGGACCAAGUGUCGCAUCCCUACCCUUGACGAGGUCAAGAGUAUCUAUCAGUACUCUGCCCGGCUUAAUGGCAGAGAUUCUUGUCCCACAAGGUUGGUCCAGUGCACUUCUAUUUCGGACGAGAGAGAAUAA
Messenger RNA from Penicillium lagena, 2004 nucleotides. Its product is annotated as DUF323 domain protein. The coding region runs from base 1 to 2004 and encodes 667 amino acids. The record is from RefSeq and is a predicted model, not a curated record. Lineage: Eukaryota; Fungi; Ascomycota; Eurotiomycetes; Eurotiales; Aspergillaceae. The transcript is spliced from 6 exons.